AUUGUUGAGUUGUAGAUUGGGACUCAAGAUAUUAUUUACUUAAAGAUAGUCUCCAAUUAAAACUAUCACAACAUAGCAUGAAAAUGCAACCAAUUAUCUCCAGGAUCUGGGGUACUGAAGUACAUAAGGGAUUAUAUCCCAAGUGAUAUGAAAAAAGAUUUAAGAUCUCUGCUCCUAUUUACAAGUUUUGUAAGAGCAAAGAAGCCACUGAUUCAAUUCCAGGUAUAUUUUAAUUACACAAGUUUUGUAAGAGCAAAGAAACCACUGACUCAACUCCAGGUAUGUUUGCUAAUUCACAAUAUGAUUUAUUCAAAUGUUGAGAUUAGCCUUUACACAGUGCAUAUGGGAAACACUACUGAGAAAUUUUUGAACUGUACUAAAAUGAGAGACAAUUUUAGUUUUAGAGUUUCAAUGGAUUUAUAAUUGUUUGUACUUUUCAGAUAUUAAAGCCUUCUUAAGACUUGAUUCUAGAUGGAUUAUUUUGCUGUAGGAUGAGAGAAAAUGCAUAAAUAAAAAUUAAUAUAGAUCAGAAAGAUUUGUUUAACAAAACUGGAUCAUCCUCACCUUAAGAAAUUCUUUCUUCCUUCCUGAUCUCAGCAUUACUAAGUUUAAUUUAAUCUAAUAAAGUUGAAUCUUUCUCAUUUGAGACCCAUGUAAAUUUAAAUAAGAAUAAGAUAUCACCUAUAAGCAAAAUUAGGAAAAUGUAUCAAAGAAUGGCAGGAGAUAGCUUGGACCAUUGCCAUGAAUAAGAGAAGAGACAGGAUCCCUGCCUUGUUGAGUAUGGGGUGAAUUGUCUAAGAGAGUUUUUCAGGAUUUCCCAGCUGAACACCAGCCUCCAGGACUUGUGUCUAUCCAAACACCAUCUAAACUCAUCAUGAGAAGUUUUGAAAUUCUUUGUGGGGAAAAAACACAUAUUUAUGACAGAACUAUGUCUUUUGAGGGAGCAUUACACCUAGGAUACCAAUUUUGCUAUCUGUUUCAAUAACUGUGAUUUCUUUUCUCCUUAGAAAGUGCAUAAGGUUUUAUCUUCCUCCAGCUUGGUUUAUUGGAUAUCUAAGGACUUUUCCUUAACAACAGUCAGUGAGAUCAACAAUACCUGGUUUUCAUGCUGCCUUUUUAAAGGAGGCGUUGUGAGGUUUUGUAUUAAACAUAAUCUCAGCCAAAUAUAUGAAAUUGAACUAAACUGACAGAGAGGGUUUUAUUGAUCCUACAGUUUCAAGAUUUCAUAAAUAAAACAAAUUAUCAUUAAAAGGCAUCAGAUUUGACAUACAGAGCUUUUGGUUAUCAUGAUGGAUGAUUUAUACCAGUGGAGACUGCAGGAGAAUGUAUCCCUCUUGGUGCAUCUACCUCUUUCAGUGGUUUUUUAUAUCAGUUUAAUUGAAUAUCUCUAGUUCCUAUAUUUUUGGUUCCAUUUAAAAAGAGUUUCAGCUAUGAAUACAGGCAAGAGACACCCUAGGUACAGAAAGGGAUCAGAAAGACAACAAAUCUCCUGAACCAACCCAUCUACUCAGAAAAUCAUGGAUAAAGGAAAUGGUUCUGCCAUUACUGAAUUCAUUCUUCAAGGAUUCACAGGCAAUCCCAAAAUGCAGCUGGUUCUUUUUACGGUCUUCCUCUUGGUUUAUGUCAUCACUGUGUUAGGGAAUCUAGGGAUGAUUCUGUUGAUUUGCACUAAACCCCAACUUCACAAACCCAUGUAUUAUUUCCUGGGCAAUCUCUCCUUUGUUGAUCUCUGCUGUGCCUCAACCAUUGCUCCUAAAAUGCUGACUGACUUAUUAAGUAAAACUAAAAGGAUUUCAUACAGUGGCUGUGUUACACAGCUCUUUCUGUUUGAUAUCCUUGCAGAUGCAGAAUGCCUUUUGUUGGCUGUUAUGGCCUAUGACAGAUACGUGGCCAUCUGCAAUCCACUCCUCUAUCCAACCGUAAUGUCCAAAAAGGCCUGCCAGAAAAUUAUCUCUAUUGUGUACUUUACAAGCCUGCUAGAUUCAAUGAUACAAACUUCCUGUAUAUUCCAACAAUCUUUUUGUAGUUCCAACGUUAUCAAUCACUUCUUCUGCGAUGAGCCUCCACUUCUAAUACUCUCCUGUUCCAACACAUAUAUUACUGAGAUUGUGCUAUUUACUACUGUUGGCUUUGGUGAAGCAGGCAGCGUUAGUAUGAUUCUUGUAUCCUAUGUUUACAUUUUGGCUACAAUCUUGAGAAUGCGCUCUGCUCUGGGCAGGCACAAAGCAUUUUCCACUUGUGCCUCUCACUUGACAGCUGUUGGGAUAUACCAUGGGACAAUACUCUUCAUGUACUUCCGACCAAAUUCUAGUUACUCCAUGGACCAAGACAAAUGGGCCUCUAUGUUCUACACAGUUGUGAUCCCUAUGCUCAAUCCUUUGAUCUACAGCCUGAGAAACAAGGAGGUGAAAGAUGCUGUGCCAAAAUCUUUUGGCCAUAUAUGGAUUUGGAUUGGGGGAAAAAUGUUUUACAAUAACUUGCAUUUGAGGAGGGGGGACAUAUAGAACAUAUAUCUUGAAGGCAUGGUAAAUUCAGUGGGGGAUAUGUGAAUUUUUAAAGAAGGUAGCCCUAGAAAAAGUUAAUAGACAACUUAAUACAACUCUCUGCUGCUUAUGGAGAAGAGGCAAUUCAGUGUAAAAAAGAAUAUACAUUGUGUACUCUUGUUCUUUCAAACGUGUAUACAUGGAAUUGCUCAAUCCUCUGAAUAUUAUCUCAAUAUAAAAUAUAUAUUAUUUAAAUAUAAUAUAGUUCACCUGUACAAGUCUCCACUACUGUCAAA
This is a messenger RNA of Crotalus tigris (Tiger rattlesnake), 2779 nucleotides long. Its product is annotated as olfactory receptor 1019-like. Gene Ontology annotation, cellular component: membrane. Lineage: Eukaryota; Metazoa; Chordata; Lepidosauria; Squamata; Viperidae. Bases 1518 to 2504 code for a protein of 328 amino acids. Gene Ontology annotation, molecular function: odorant binding; G protein-coupled receptor activity; olfactory receptor activity. Gene Ontology annotation, biological process: G protein-coupled receptor signaling pathway; sensory perception of smell. The transcript is spliced from 2 exons. The record is from RefSeq and is a predicted model, not a curated record.